Molecule: messenger RNA, 1689 nt
Organism: Parnassius apollo (apollo)
Lineage: Eukaryota; Metazoa; Arthropoda; Insecta; Lepidoptera; Papilionidae
Source: the annotation of a GenBank genome assembly
AUGAAAUCCAUUGUUUUUAUAGUGCUUUUGUGUUUCUUAUCUGAGUGCUGCUUAGGAAGUGAAAAAGAUGAUAUAGGUGAUCCCAUUGUAAAUGUAAGAGAGGGCAAACUAAGAGGGACUGUAGCUACUCUUUUGGACGGAUCCAAAUACUACAGUUUUAAAGGCGUUCCUUACGCACUAGCACCACUUGGUGAACUGAGGUUCCAGGCUCCUCUAGCACCAAAACCAUGGAAAGGAAUUCGCAACGCAACUGAACAUGGACCCGUUUGCACCCAGUACGACUUAUCCAUAUCACAAAUCGUAGAAGGCAGUGAAGACUGUCUAUUCGUAAACAUCUACACAAAGUCUUUACGCUGUGAUGCAAAGAUUCCAGUCAUGGUGUUCAUUCAUGGUGGAAGUUACAGUUUUAACUCGGGCAAUUCCCAAACGUUCAGUCCGGACUUACUACUGCCACAUAACGUCAUAUUGGUGACGAUGAACUAUCGUCUGGAGUUAUUGGGGUACCUAUCUUUAGACACGCCUGAGGUUCCAGGUAAUGCUGGAAUGAAAGACCAAGUCGCUGCUCUCCGUUGGAUUAAAAAUAAUAUAGCGCAAUUUGGUGGAAAUCCCAACAGUAUAACAAUUUUCGGAGAAAGUUCGGGUGCAAGCUCAGUCACUUCUCAUUUACUCUCCCCGAUGUCCAAAGGUUUGUUCAACAGAGCGAUUGCGGAAAGUGGCACGUGUAUUCAAGACUGGGCCAACGACAGGAAUGCUAAGGAAAGAGCUUUUAGAGCAGGAAAACUUUUAGGCAAAGAAACGAACGAUACAAAUGAAUUGUUACAAUUUUUGCGCGGGCUCAAACCAACUCUCCUUACCAACCUUGCCCAAAAAACUAUGACAACGGAAGAAACUUACAGAGGGUUACCUGAUUAUUUCGUUCCAGUUGUAGAGAAGAAAUUCAAAAGCGUCAAGGCUUUUAUAGAUGAAGAACCUGUGAAUUUACUUGCUAAAGGUAAAACAAAUAAGGUGCCACUUAUGAUAGGUUACAAUUCAGCUGAAGGUUUAGCGUUGAUCUCUUUCCUCCUGCCAAAACUUGACUUUUAUAAUGAGAAUCCAUCCUAUCAUAUCCAAAGAGAGAUAGCAGAAAAGGUAUCAAAUGAAAAGCUGAAAGAAUUUGGAGAUAGGGUGAAACAAAUUUAUUUGAACAACAAAAACCUAACGAAAGACGAUCCGCAAACAAUCGAACGUAUUGGUAGUGAUAUACAUUUCUUUUACAAUACUCAUCGUUUCGCUCACCUAUAUAGUGCGUCGGGUCAACCUGUAUACAUGUAUAGGUUUAAUUAUGACACCGACUUAAACAUUCUAAAGAAGUUCUCAGGGUUUUCGGGAUUGAAAGGUGCGAGCCAUGGAGAUGAACUCUUUUACUUGUUUUACAACUUUUUAAAUAAGAAACCAUAUAACGAACAAAGGAAACUUAGAGAAAUUGCGCUUAAAGUCACUACUUUAUGGACUAAUUUCGCUAAAACUGGGGAUCCAACCCCAGACAACAGCUUGGAAACAAAAUGGCUUCAUUAUACGAGAUGUGGAAAAGAAUACUUGAAGGUAGAAGAUAACAUGUCGGUUGGGAACUACGCCAACGGAGAGCGAAUGCGUUUUUGGAACGAACUGUAUAAAGAAUCGGCCGUGCCUCAUAUUGUUGACGAUUGUUAA